GUGCAGCGCCAUAUUUAAUACAUCAGACGCGCUAACGUUAGCUGUUUACAAGCUCCCAAACUUUCAAGCUGAACCCUAAACCCACAAAUUAAUCCAACAUGAAUGUAAUAGAUCAUGUGCGGGACAUGGCGGCCGCCGGCCUUCACUCUAACGUCCGGAUAUUGAGCAGUUUGUUGCUGACGAUGAGUAAUAACAAUCCAGAGCUGUUCUCACCGGCCCAGAAGUACCAGCUGUUGGUUUACCAUGCUGACGCAAUCUUCCAUGAUAAAGAAUACCGUAAUGCUGCCUGCAAAUACAGUAUGGCAUUGCAACAAAAGAAGGUGCUCAGCAAAACGUCUAAAGUCCGUACGUCUGCUGGCGGAGCUGCAUCGAGCAUACAGGCACAGAGCCUGCCAUCAGAGAUUGAGGUCAAAUACAAGAUAGCUGAAUGCUACACCAUUUUGAAACUGGACAAAGAUGCCAUAGCGGUGCUUGAUGGGAUUCCAUCCAGACAAAGGACUCCAAAGAUCAACAUGAUGUUAGCUAACCUGUACAGAAAAGCCGGUCAAGAACGUUCUGCAGUGACGAGCUACAAAGAGGUGCUCAGACAGUGUCCCCUCGCCCUGGAUGCAAUCAUUGGUCUUCUGUCAUUAUCAGUCAAAGGGGCUGAAGUGGCGUCCAUGACCAUGGAUGUGAUCCAGAGUAUCCCCAACCUGGACUGGCUCUCUGUCUGGGUCAAAGCGUACGCCUUCAUUCAUGCAGGGGACAACCAGAGAGCCAUCAACACCAUCUGCUCUCUUGAGAAGAAGUCUCUGUUGCGGGAUAACGUGGACCUCCUGGUGAGCCUGGCUGACGUCUACUUCAGGGCUGGUGACACCAAGAACGCCAUCCUUAAGUUUGAACAGGCCCAGAUGCUCGAUCCGUACCUCAUCAAAGGAAUGGAUGUCUAUGGCUACCUGAUGGCCCGUGAAGGACACUUGGAGGAUGUGGAAGUCCUCGGUGGGCGAUUGUUUAAUAUUUCAGACCAGCAUGCAGAACCCUGGGUGAUCUCUGGUUGUCACAGCUUUUACAGCAAGCGCUACUCCCGAGCCCUCUACCUGGGAGCCAAGGCCAUCCAGCUGAACAGCAACAGUGUGCAGGCCCUCCUCCUUAAGGGGGCAGCACUGAGAAACAUGGGGCGCGUUCAAGAGGCCAUCAUCCACUUCAGAGAGGCUAUGCGCCUGGCCCCCUGCCGACUCGACUGCUAUGAAGGACUCAUCGACUGUUACCUGGCAUCCAAUGGGAUUCGAGAAGCCAUGGGGAUGGCCAAUAACAUUUAUAAAACCCUGGGGGCCAACGCACAGACUCUGACCAUCCUCGCCACGGUGUGCCUGGAAGACCCCGUGACUCAGGAGAAAGCCAAAACCCUGCUGGACAAAGCCCUCGCCCAGAGACCGGACUACACCAAAGCCGUGGUCAAAAAGGCUGAACUGCUCAGUCGGGAGCAGAAAUAUGAAGAAGGGAUCGCUCUCCUUCGGAACGCCCUGGCCAAUCAGAGUGACUGUGUCCUGCACAGGAUGCUGGGAGAUUUCUUGGUGGCCGUCAAUGAUUACCAAGAAGCCAUGGAUCAGUACAGUAUAGCGCUAAGCCUGGAUCCAAAUGACCAGAAGUCUUUAGAAGGCAUGCAGAAGAUGGAGAAGGAAGAAAGUCCCACGGAUGCCACCGUGGAGCUGGACGGUGAUGAUAUGGAGGGCAGUGGAGAGGACGGAGACUUGGAGGGCAGCGACAGUGAAGCGGCACAGUGGGCCGAUCAGGAACAGUGGUUUGGCAUGCAGUGACCUCAGCCUCCGAGGGACGCUCGCUCUGAUCCCUCUCCUGACACACUGCGGCCUGUGUGAAGAAUUCAGCCUUAAGGGCUUAAAAAAAAAAAGCAGGACUAAGAUGUUUUCCAAACAUCCUGACAUCAUAAAUCAAAACACUUCACUGCGGCGCUAAUCAAGGCCAGUGCGCUCAUCUCUGUCACUCAGAAGUCUCCGGGGGAUCAGCAGACACAGAACACGGAGAGAAGUUGCCCACGACUGCUCAGUGUUUGUACAAAAAAAACUUGUCAUUCAAGGAACUUUGACUAUUA
Labrus mixtus (cuckoo wrasse) is the source of this 2089-nucleotide messenger RNA. RefSeq names its product anaphase promoting complex subunit 7 (gene anapc7). The record is from RefSeq and is a predicted model, not a curated record. Gene Ontology annotation, molecular function: protein binding. Gene Ontology annotation, biological process: cell division. NCBI's taxonomy places the organism in Eukaryota, Metazoa, Chordata, Actinopteri, Labriformes, Labridae. The transcript is spliced from 11 exons. The coding region runs from base 99 to 1796 and encodes 565 amino acids.